AUGAGUUAUAGCGAGAACCAAACCACAGGGUCUCAUUAUAGGCAGGAUAUAGCUGGGAACAGUAUGUCUCCUGGUACAGAUCCAAAUAUUGCUGAAAGUUCCCAUACAAAUUCGUCUUCUACGUUCAACUCAAGAAUUCGUUCUCAUUCAAUAAGACAGCAUUAUAGUCCAGGGGAUAACUAUUCAGAUGGCCAGAAUCAAGUCUCAUAUCCAAAUACUGCUGCAACUUCCGCAAACGAUUCUUCCACUUUUUUCUUUCCAAGUAAUUUCGAUUUCAACACAAAUAAUAUGAACAGUAGUAGCAAUAAUAAUAGUAUGACAGGUAUGGAUACAGCGAUGAUAAAACAGGCCUCUAUUGAUCCAAACGAUGAUGACAGUUUCACAAACCAACAAAAUUUAGUCGCUCCUUUCUCCUUUUUAACAACUUCAGUCAUCGACACUACUCAUAUUCCAAUUUCGACUUUACCAUCUUCUUCUUUCAGAAGUAUAGAGAGUACACCAACGGCUGCCUAUAAUAAUGAAAAUAUGCAUGUAUUAAGAAGACGCAUUUCUAUAUCAAAUGGCCAGAUUGGUCAGUUAAAUGAUGAUAUUGAAACAGUAGAAAAUUUGUACAAUACUCAACCACCCCCACUACCUCAAGCAUACCACCAUCCCCAUCAUAUUUUCCAUGACGAACAACAACAACAACAGCAGCAGCAACAACAGCAACAGCAACAGCAGCAACAAGAGAAUAUGUUUUUGAAUAGUAGCUAUGACAAUACCUCACGCUAUAACGACAAGAGGAAUAGCAUAGUAAAUACCAUGGCUAAUAAUAACAACUAUAUGGCUAUGCAAGGGAUGAAUGUUGAAAUAGUUCCUGUAUCUACUAAUAUACCUUCUCAACAAACAUUGCAAACACAAGUUCAGCUCCAGCCACAACCUCCUCCUUUACCUCAGGCAAUCAAAACAGAACAAGCACACACUCCAAAUAUGAUGCAAUAUCCGUACCGUGCAACAUUUAAUGAUCCUGCCUACAAUACCAGUGCGCAUAAUAGCAUCACAGACCUUCAUAAUUAUUAUGAUCAAUUGCCCGCUCGUUACAAUAAUAGGAACUCUCGAAGGGAGAGUAUCCUCACUGAUGAAAUGAAAAAAAGUAGACUAUUAGAAAGAAAUAGAAUUGCAGCUUCUAAGAGCAGAAAGCGUAAGAAAUUUGCAGAAUUGGCACUUCAGAAAAGUUUCGUUAAGCUUAACAAUGAAAAUAUGCAUUUGAAAUCUAAAUUAUUCAAUUAUGAAAAUUUACUGGUUAAAUUUAAGAAAAAAUUAAUGGUCCACUUUAAUGACAAAAACCUUAAUAACGAUGACAUUACAGGUCUAAAAUUGCAUGAGAAGGAUUUCAAACUAUUUAAUAUAAUUGAAGAUAUGGUAAAAAUAGAGUUUGGUGUAAAAGAAGUGAACCAAUACGGUCUGGUAUUGAAAAUGGAUGAUUCAGCUGACAACACUAAUGACAAUACUAAUACAACUGACAAUGAUAAUACAAAUGGUAAUGAUAAUACAAAUGACAUUGAUAAUACUAAUCAAAAUAUUCACUAUGGAAGUUGA
Molecule: messenger RNA, 1578 nt
Organism: Kazachstania africana CBS 2517
Lineage: Eukaryota; Fungi; Ascomycota; Saccharomycetes; Saccharomycetales; Saccharomycetaceae
Gene: ACA1
Product: Aca1p
Exons: 1
Coding region: 1-1578 (525 amino acids)
Biological process (GO): regulation of DNA-templated transcription
Molecular function (GO): DNA-binding transcription factor activity
Source: RefSeq, a predicted model, not a curated record